Messenger RNA from Rhododendron vialii, 1149 nucleotides. RefSeq lists its product as uncharacterized. The record is from RefSeq and is a predicted model, not a curated record. NCBI's taxonomy places the organism in Eukaryota, Viridiplantae, Streptophyta, Magnoliopsida, Ericales, Ericaceae. The transcript is spliced from 2 exons. Bases 461 to 964 code for a protein of 167 amino acids.
UUUGAUUUUCUAGGUCCAUAGUUUGAUAAUUGAUUUGAACAUUGGUUGUUGUAAAUCAUCGAUUCUAAAGCUCAUCAAACAAAAGAGAACCUAUCCUAGUUUGUGUUGUGUGUGCUUUAAAUCUGCAAUGGACAAUUAGCUCCUACAGUUGUGAAAAUUUCGUUGUGGUGACUCAGGAAUCUGGUAUACCAUAUAUUCAUGUCUGUAUAAUACAUGUAUCUAUAUUUGCCAUUAGUUUUUUUUGCGUAAGAUUCUAUAUAGGCAUGACUGCUUUUGUUAUCUAAUAGAAAAAGUGGAGAAGGGCAAAAAUUCCUUAUGCAAGUGCACAUGAGACCCUUGAUUUCUAAUAGAAAUUGUUUAUUGAUUGUUGAAUUUUUUUAAGUGGAUUCAUGCACCUCUGUAAUUUGGACAUGUGUUGGUGCCCUUUUGUAGGUUUAUUGCUGCCAAAAAAAUUUCAGCGAUGGCACGUCUUAGUUUAUCGAAAAAGAAAAUGAAAAGGAGCAAAUUGGCAAUGGCUAUGCAGUGGUGGUUGUACAUUCUACAUUUACUUGGGUUAUUCAUGGAAUUAGCAUAUAGGAUGGUUGAAAGACAAUGCGUGCAUGGGGUUAGAUCUAGGUAUCAGUUAGAUUUCUAUGAUAAUAGAGAUGUAAUUGAAAAAUGGGUGUAUAAAAGUGAUCGUAAAUGUAUGAAUGAUUUUAGAAUGCCUAGGCGGCCAUUUUUGAAGUUAACUCCACUGAUGAGAGAUGGAACACACACACCUGUCCAAGUGCCGGCUGUUGAUAGGCCUAGGUAUCGAAACAGAAAAGGUCAAACUGCUACGAAUGUCUUGGCAGCGUGUACCCCAAACCUUCAAUUCACUUAUGUGUUACCUGGUUGGGAGGGAUCAGCAGCGGAUGGACGGGUGUUACGAGAUGCAAUUAAUAGAACCCAUGGUCUAGUUGUUCCACUUGGUAAGACACCAUGACAACAAAAACAAUUGGACUUUUGUUUUUGAAGUCAUAGAUCACUGACAUAAUUAAACUAUGUUCAUUUGUAAAGGUACAUACUAUUUGGUUGAUACGGGGUAUACCAAUGGUGAAGGAUUUCUUGCACCGUAUAGAGGUCAACGAUACCAUUUGAAUGACUGGAAGGAUGGACGUCAACCUACAA